GGAAAAAUUGGAACAAUUCUUUGCGAGGAAAAUCAUUCAAACACAUAAAAGAAGCAAACUUACACAUAUCUGAAUUUUUUAAUACAAAAAACGAAGAAUUCUAUACUAAAGGAAUUACUCGAAAGAUGGCAAAAGGUUAUACAACAAAAUGGCAAAUAUAUCAUUGAUUAUAAUCCCUGAUAUAAUUUGACACACUAGACACCAAUGGACACACUGAUCUUGAGUAGAAAUUCCAAAACGGUCAGGAACCUGAGAGCUCUGCUCUCCACCAAUCAGAGGCAUUCAUGAAAAAUUACGAAUCACUAGUGAUUCCAAAGUAGCAGUCUGUCUGUUAUUCUCUAUUGUUGUCAGUUGGUAUUAUUGAAUUCAAAAAUUUAAUACUCCCAUGCUCCCAUGUCUGUUGAAAGUUCUGCGUAACAUUCCGUUCAUUUCGUUAUUAAUAUCCUAAAAGUGUUUUCAAGAUUUAUAAGAAGUAAAAGUUUCGAAGUUCCUGAUACAGAAGCAUGGUAUUUGGCGAAAAGUCAUUAUAUAUUGACUAAUUAAUUAAAAUGACGGUGGACUUUGUGAUUCCUGUAAACAAAGAUGAACUUUUGCAAUCGAGGGGGAAUGGACAAUUUUUCGUUGAAUCCAUCAUUCCAAUUCGGAUGAUUCCCCAAGCUUUAGAUGAAACGAGAUCAGCACUUCAAGAAGAUGGAAUUGAUUUUAUUCUAAAACAUUUUGAUAAAUUCUUUUCUGUAAUGAUUCAUAGUAAUAAAGUUGAGUUAAAUUUUGUAUUAAGAGGUUUUACUAGAAUUCAUAAAGCCAUUGAGAUGUUAGUCCAUGACAUGGAAAGUAUAUUUGAAAACACAGAAGAAUUACAAGGAGAAGAUAGAAUAAAAUUUUUGAAUAUUACUAAAAUGCUAGUAUAUUUAUUUUCUUGGUUUAUUUGUUACAUAAAUGAAGAAAUCAGUAAAGGUGCAGUUGAUAAACUGACUAAUAAGAAAAAGAAAUUGAGUAAGACCGACAUGGAAGAAGAAUGGGAAACCAGUAAAGAAAAGGCAUUGGAAUAUAUUUUUAGACUAUUACAUUUACCAUUGCAUAAACUCUGGCGGCCUCCCAUUGUUGAGGAUGCGUUUAUCAUAUUACUCACUAAAGUGUGCUAUAAAAUUUUGGAACAAUGUAAUGAAGCAAGGCAGAACCAUGUAAGACAAACAAUUUUUGAGAUUUUAGGAGUGUCGAUUAAAAAAUAUAAUCAUGGUAUAAGCUGCAUAGUAAGAAUUAUACAGAUGGUUAAAUAUUAUGAAGCAUUAGCAGGAUACAUAGGCAUUGGUGUUGUUCAUAUGAUUACUGAAUGUGGCUGUAAUGGCUUAAUGAAAGAAAUAAUGAAGGAAAUUGAUCAAUCUGAACCAUCUGAAGCUGACAGUCGAAAUAUUUCUAAAUUUCUUGAAACUAUUGCAGUUACUAAUCCAGAUGUAGUAAUUCCUUUUCUUGACGAAUUAAUGGAUUACCUAGCUAGUGAACAUUACACUAUGAGAAAUUGUACAAUUACUGUUUUGGGAGCUGUUGUACAGAAAGCACUGACUGGGGAUGAUCUUACUGAAGAACAAAAAACUCUACGUAAUGAAUGUCUUAAUAAUUUACAAGAUCACAUUCAAGAUUGUAAUGCUUAUGUAAGAUCAAAGACAUUACAAACUUGGCAAAAUUUAUGUUGUGAACAAGCUAUUCCACUAGCAAGGCAAGGGAAACUUUUAGCUGUUACAGUAUUACGAUUAGAAGAUAAAAGUGCGAAUGUGCGAAAGCAAGCAUUGCAACUACUACGUGCAUUACUUCAAGCCAAUCCUUUUGCUCCUAAGUUACACAAAGACGAAAUUGCUAAAUCGUUAGAAAAGGAAGAAAUAAAAUUAAGAAAGAUGCAAACUGAAAGUGUUAGUAAGAGUAGUCGCGGCGAUAGUCAAAGAUUAGAUUUGUGGAAUAGUUUAAUUCCAGAAAUAAGAAAAGCAUUGAAGGAUGUUAUUAAUGGAAGGAAACAAAACGACAAUGACGAUGACACGGACAAUGAUGACAAAGCUGAAGAUGAAGAAAAUAUUACUCCUGAUGCAGAAUUUGAACGGGUUCGGCAAUUUAUGUUGAAACAAAAAAUUUUUGAAGCAGUGAAAUUAUUGUGGAAAAUUUGUAUCAAAUUGAAGCAAAAUCCACAACUAAAAAACCUGACUUUUGAAGCAAAAGAAGAAUUUCUAUUCUUGCUUUUACUAAAAACGUUUAUGGAAUCGGAAGAUAAAGAAAAUAACACAAAUAAGGUUACAGAUAAUAUGCAAUCAACAGAUAAAAAUAAGGAAAAAGAGGAAAUAGAAGUGCAAAGGCGAGUUGUACACUAUUUGAAGAAUUGCCUGGAAUUUGCAACUGAAUUAGAAAUUGCCAUUCCUCUGGCAAAAAAAUUACUUUUUUCGACAACAGCUGGUGAUGCUGUUGAAGCAUGUGCUUUACUUGGAAUUGCAUGUCAGUUUGGCAUAGCUGGAGCUACCGCCGGUAUACGUGAUGCUCUGUUUCAAAUAUUUCACCGUGAUCAAUCAGUACGUAAUAAUUUGGCUGUCGUAUAUAAACAGAUAUAUUUGAAAAACAACGAAAAUAAAAAGUCAAGUCGCCAAAUUGCUCUUACGUGCGUCAAAGCUUUAAUUGACUUAUUGAAAUCACUUCAACCGGGUCAAAGUCAAGCUUUAAGUCAACUUAUCGUAACAUGGUGUACUAAUAAGGAACUGGGUGAAGAAGAAUUACAAGUUUUGUGGGAAAUGUUUACAAUGAAAACACCAGAUAUCGACCCUUUGGAUAGCAGAUCGGCUUUAAUGUUAAUAACAAUGAUAGCUCAAGCUCACCAUAAUAUUGUAGCAGAUAAUGUAGAAGUACUAAUCAAAAUAGGUUUGGGACUACGAGCAAAAACGGAUCUUCUUUUGGCUAGAGAUACAUGCAGGGCAUUGUUAACGAUAAAAAAUAAGAGUGACAGUAUUGAGAAAUCUGUAAAUAGGUAUCCUAAUGAUCAUGAAAUGUUUACACAAAUUCUUGCAUUGCUAACAGACAACUUUACUAACAAAGAAGAAGAUGGAUAUGUAUCAUUUGCAACAGACGCAAUUAACGCUAUUUAUCAUUUAGCAAACCAACCUGAUCAUUUAAUGCAGAAAUUCCUGGUAGCUAUAUAUAAUCAGGAACAAUUUGAUAGUAACAAUCCAACGGAAAAAGCUGUUCCAUUUUAUAUACUGUCUAAAUUGAUUUAUAUAAUUGGACAUAUUGCCAUCAAACAAAUGGUACACCUGGACACAUCAAUCUACAAAGAAUUAAAGCGGCGGGACGCUUUACGAAAAUUAAAAAAAGGAAAGGAUCCAGAUAAAAGAGACGAGAUUCUUAAUAGUAACCGGUCUCGUAAAUCGAAUAGUACUACUCCAACUAGUGCAAGACAGCAGAUUCGCCUUAAAGAGACAAGUGCAAUUAUGGAAGACAAUGGAGAAGAAGCUGUUGAAGGAGCCAUAGAUGAUGCGGAUGCGGAGCUUAUAAAUGAUAUUCUUGAAAAUCACGUUGUAACUGGAGAUGGAUUGCUAGCACAAUUUGUUCCGUUGGUAUUAGAUAUAUGUCAAAAUCCUGACAAAUACAAUAUCGAAGAUUUACAAGCUGCUGGUACUCUUGCCCUUACUAAGAUGAUGACCGUGAGUUCUAUCCUUUGCGAAGAGUCAUUACAACUCUUAAUCACAAUAUUAGAACGUUCGCCAUAUCCUACCAUUCGCGCGAAUGUUCUUAUUGGAAUAAGCGAUCUUACAAUGAGAUUUCCUAACUUGAUAGAACCGUGGAUGAAACAUAUAUAUGGCAGGCUGCGAGACGAAAAUGUAGAAGUACGUAGUACUUGCGUUCGUGUCUUAUCAAGUCUUAUAAUGAGAGACAUGGUACGUGUAAGAGGCCAAAUAUCAGAAUUAGCUCUCUGUAUAAUUGAUAACGACACCCAAAUUCGUCAAGAUGCGAGACAGUUCUUCAAAGUUUUUUCGCAGAAACCUAAUGCUUUGUAUAAUAUAGUGCCGGAUAUAUUGUCCCGAUUAACUGAUUCAGAUUUAGAUCUAAGCGAAUGUGACUUCCAAGAAAUUAUAAAAUACGUAUUAGCUUUGUUACAAAAAGAGAAACAUAUUGAUUCUAUAAUUGAUAAAAUUUGUGCUAGAUUUAAAUUAGCUACUACAAAACGACAGUGGCGGGACUUUUCAUAUUGUCUUUCACUUUUACCAUUUGGUCCAAAGGGUAUACGACAUCUUACUGAAAGUUUACCUCUGCUGAAAGAAAAGAUUCAUAAUAAGCAAGUUUUGAAAGCCGUACAAACUAUAAUAGAGCAGACAAAGAAGAAGCCAAAUAUGAAAGCACCUUGCAUAGAAUUGGAGGAAAAACUGAAAGAACUGCUCAAGGGUACAGAGAAUACGGAGAAUACACAGCUAGAUGACGCCGAAAUAAUGCCACCGCCUUCAACAUCCAAACUUAGAAGACAUCGAAGACAUAAACGGGACAAGGCUUCUAGCGAUGAAGAAAAUGAUACAGAUAGUGAUCCUGAUACACCUACAGAAGCAAGGAACGCGUCGAAUGCAAAAACACGUGGUUCAGAUUCAGCCAGUUCAAACGUACCGACAUUACGUGCGAGAAAGUCGACAUCUCAAAGGAGACAUCUCAGUCUGGCCGAUGCAUCUCUACCGCCAACAAUAAAAAGAAAUAAAUUACGUGGUCCGGCACCUGCAAGCGUUCCACGACGAACCUCAGCACGUUUAUCUCAGUCGACGACGCAACGUUAAAAUAUACCGAUGAUAAUUUUACCUACCAAAUGUGUUGGUACAAUAAAAAUUUGAAAAAUA
Molecule: messenger RNA, 4847 nt
Organism: Megalopta genalis
Lineage: Eukaryota; Metazoa; Arthropoda; Insecta; Hymenoptera; Halictidae
Source: RefSeq, a predicted model, not a curated record